Cololabis saira (Pacific saury) is the source of this 3061-nucleotide messenger RNA. RefSeq names its product SMAD family member 5 (gene smad5). Bases 761 to 2155 code for a protein of 464 amino acids. The transcript is spliced from 7 exons. Gene Ontology annotation, molecular function: RNA polymerase II cis-regulatory region sequence-specific DNA binding; DNA-binding transcription factor activity, RNA polymerase II-specific; I-SMAD binding. NCBI's taxonomy places the organism in Eukaryota, Metazoa, Chordata, Actinopteri, Beloniformes, Belonidae. Gene Ontology annotation, cellular component: heteromeric SMAD protein complex. Gene Ontology annotation, biological process: regulation of transcription by RNA polymerase II; BMP signaling pathway; transforming growth factor beta receptor signaling pathway. The record is from RefSeq and is a predicted model, not a curated record.
AGACUGAAUGAAGACUCCGCAUUCCCAACCAUAUCUUGUCCGUGAGCGGGGUUUUUGUUUACAGCAAAUGGGCUAGAUUUGUAACAGUUGGAUGAAUUAAUUAAAGAUAAGUGGAUUACCAACGCGGGGGACUGUUAAAGUCUCGAACAACAGACAACAAAGGACAACAAUACAACUAACCAGGGCUCUCCAGACUGAGUGGAGCCAGCAACUUCUGCGAGACAGACGUCUUGAGCCGCAGCACUACCAAUAAGGGUGUUGGAUCUACGUACUUGCUGAAGAAUUCAGCCUAGAGGGGAGCUGAGAGUUUUUGAGAAAUGAUCGCUUCCUUAUAAGACGUGUGUCAAACUUGUACUGGCGAGACCUGUUGCUGUGUACUGAUCUGAGCUCCUGCAGUCUGAACCUCACCCUCCCUCCCAUCACUGGUGGUGACCCUCUUGUGGACAGCUUGUUGGAGGGCCCUUCCUGAGCAGCAGCAGCUGCGUCCUGCUUGCUGACUCUCAUUCCUCCCCUGUUUCCUGUCCUUGGUAAGACAAGGCCAAACCCUCCUGUCCCCUCACCCCUCCCUUUAUUUCUGUCAGCCUCUUAUUCUCAAACACUCAGUCAUACUUUUGAGUGACUCGUUUUGCUAACUACAAGUUCAGACUUUUUUUUUUUUUUUUUUGGGGUAGCAUCACUCUUCUGAGAUCAGCAACAGUUUUUUGGGUUUUUUUUUCCCGACAAUCUGGACUAACAGUUUACCCACACAACAGAUUGCAGCAUGACAUCCAUGUCCAGUCUCUUCUCCUUCACAAGCCCGGCAGUCAAACGCCUGCUCGGCUGGAAGCAAGGGGACGAGGAGGAGAAAUGGGCAGAAAAGGCAGUGGAUGCACUUGUGAAAAAGCUGAAAAAGAAGAAGGGUGCCAUGGAGGACCUGGAGAAAGCUCUGAGCUGUCCCGGGCAGCCCAGCAAGUGCGUAACCAUUCCAAGAUCUCUGGACGGUCGACUGCAGGUCUCCCAUAGGAAAGGCCUUCCUCACGUCAUCUACUGCAGAGUGUGGCGCUGGCCGGACCUUCAGUCCCAUCAUGAGCUCAAGCCAUUGGAAGUGUGCGAAUAUCCAUUUGGCUCCAAACAGAAGGAGGUCUGCAUCAAUCCAUAUCACUACAAGCGUGUGGAAAGUCCUGUGCUGCCUCCUGUCCUGGUACCACGACACAGCGAAUUCAACCCACAGCACAGCCUGCUUGUACAGUUUCGCAAUCUCACCCAUAACGAGCCACACAUGCCCCUGAACGCCACCUUUCCAGAGUCCUUCCAACAACCACAUAGUGGGGGAGGCAACAGCAGCGGAGGGGGUGGCUCUUUUCCCAUUUCUCCAGACUCUCCGUAUCCCCCUUCUCCAGCGAGCAGUGGUACUUAUCCAAACUCUCCUGCCAGCUCGGGGCCUUCCAGUCCAUUCCAGCUCCCAGCUGACACCCCACCCCCAGCCUACAUGCCCCCUGAGCAGAUGGGCCAGGAGAGCCAGUCCAUGGAAACAAACAGCAGCCUGGCCAGAGAUGUGCAGCCAGUGGAGUAUGAGGAGCCGAGCCACUGGUGCUCUAUUGUCUACUAUGAACUUAACAAUCGUGUAGGAGAGGCGUACCAUGCCUCGUCAACCAGCGUGCUCGUGGAUGGCUUCACUGAUCCUUCAAACAACAAAAACCGCUUCUGCCUUGGACUGCUGUCCAACGUCAACCGCAACUCCACCAUCGAGAACACCCGACGACAUAUCGGAAAAGGAGUUCAUCUGUACUAUGUGGGAGGGGAGGUGUAUGCAGAGUGCCUCAGUGACACCAGCAUUUUUGUCCAGAGUCGUAACUGUAACUACCACCACGGCUUUCAUCCUACCACUGUGUGCAAGAUCCCAAGUGGAUGUAGCCUUAAGAUUUUCAACAACCAGGAAUUUGCUCAGCUUCUGGCCCAGUCAGUUAACCAUGGAUUUGAGGCCGUCUACGAGCUCACAAAGAUGUGCACCAUUAGGAUGAGCUUCGUCAAGGGCUGGGGAGCAGAAUAUCACCGACAGGAUGUCACUAGCACCCCCUGCUGGAUUGAAGUGCACCUGCACGGGCCCCUGCAGUGGCUGGACAAAGUUCUGACACAGAUGGGUUCCCCUCUCAACCCCAUCUCAUCUGUGUCUUAAAAUAAAAGCUUGGAACAUGCUUUUAUAAUUUCUUUUUUUAUUUUUUUCCUUUUUUUUUUUUUUAACUUUGUCCCUCUUCAAUGAUAUAUAAUUUAAAGCUGUCUUAAUGGCUGAAUCGCUGGACUGUUUACAUUUACUUUGGGAAGGGAUAUUGAUGUUUGGCUGGAGAUUCAACAACAGUUGCACCCUGUUGCAACAAAGUGCCCGGAGGAAGAGAGGGAUGAGGAAAGCCCAAGUAGCAGUAACAACAUGGACACACUACUGGUUGACAAUGUUACACUAUCUGUAAGAAUUUAGGCCUUCGUUGCCAAGUCUCAACUUGUCAAGUGUUAAUUUUUUGCAUUUAAGUUUUAUUGUUUUGACAAAUGAUUUUAUUUCUCUGUGUAGUUUAUAAUUGAACAGAACUGUGUCACUACUCUGCCCUGUCUGAAACUUACGAAACACUUUUCUUAGAUCGUUGUCUCCGUCAGUUAUUUCAUUUAAGAUAUAGACACAGUUAUGUUUACCAUUUGACUCAAAUAUAACAAGUGCUUUUGGUUUUAUAGUUUCUAUUGCUCGGAAUGAACACUGAGCUACUGCCUUUUAAGAAAGAUGUAUGCCAACAUGAAUUUUUGAUAUGGGAGAUCACUGAACAAGUUUAACAUGCCAUAAGCUAACAUUGUGAAUUUUACAUCUAUUGCAAUAGAAGUAGUCAUGUAAUCAGAAGAUGGACACCGUGAUUGAUUUCUUGUUUUUCCUUUUGGAGUUCAAGUAAGAGUGGCUGUAUUUUCCAAACUCACUGUAUUAACAAUAUUGUGCACUCAUGGAUUUUAUCAAGGCAUAUUAAAUUUUGGCUUGGGUACCAAGGCAUUAUGUUGAUAAUUAACUUCCUUAGCUCAAUGAAAUAAACAGGUUAUUUGGUAAGAA